CGACACCGGUCAGUCCGACAGUACAGUGUGUAGUGCGGUGCCGCCGGGACGCGCGUCCGUCCCCGAGUUAACGUAAAACAUAAAUUAUAAAUUAAAUAAAUCAUUGUGCCUAUUAAAACGACGAACAAUUUGAAUUUUUCGAAUUGCGAAUACUACCCGCGUGUAUAAUAGCACAUCGUGUGUAUAGUGCCGCUCACCGAUUUGACUGGCUGUAUAAUAUUUUUCCGUUUCGUAAUACGCGUCAUUAUGAAAUAUACCUAGUCAAUACCGCUGCAGCAGUUUAUAGCUGCAGUAAUCAUUACACGAAUACUCAACCAUAGUUUGCACACGGCCCAAGUUCGUUGCCGACGGCGGCGAUUGUUUUAUGGUUGAACGAGCAUCCACCACCGUGAGUUCGACAACGUCGAGCGCGUGGGCGCCGGGACACGCGUGGUCCCAGUAUUGCGGCCCGUCUGCUGGUUCCACGCUGGCCGCCCUGAUGCCGUCCGCCCUGCACAGGGGCCCCCUGCGAAUAUCGCCCGUCAAGUCUGAGCCGUACGACAUGGCCGCCGACAUACCGCCGUCUAUAAGUGUCUUGUUGUUAAAUUUUUCAGAACGGCGGCGGCUGAGUCUGUGCGUGGGCUGCGGCGGUGCGAUCAACGACCAAUACAUACUGAAGGUCGCUCCGGACUUGGAGUGGCACGCGGCUUGCCUCAAGUGUGCCGAGUGCCAUCAAUUUUUGGAUGAACAUUGUACCUGUUUCGUGAGGGACGGGAAAACCUAUUGUAAAUUAGAUUAUGUCAGAUUAUUUGGCACCAAAUGUGAUAAGUGCAACCUGAGCUUCGACCGAACCGAACUCGUAAUGAGGGCCAAGACUAAAGUUUAUCACAUGGAGUGCUUCAGGUGCAACGCGUGCAGCAGGCAGCUCAUACCCGGCGACGAGUUCGCGUUGCGCGACGACACGCUGCUGUGCAAACAGGACCACGACCAUCAUCCGGGCGUGAACGGUGGCGGAGGCGGAGGCGGCGGUGGCGGCGGUGGCGGCGGCGGCGGCGGCGGCGGUGGUGGCGCCAAGAGUAAAAUAGCCGCUCAGCUACAGCAGAGUAACGAGAAUAACAACAACAACACUGCGCUGGCCGACCACAACACUAGCAGCACCAACUCGUUGCACCACAACGAAGGGUCGAAUUCCGACUCGUCAGAAUCGGGUUCGAACAAGUGUUCGGGCCGGACCGGAUCGGAUGGUCCGGGCAACAGCCGGCUGGGGUCGGCGGGCAAAGGCUCUUCGGAUGGCAAACCGACCCGCGUCCGGACGGUGCUCAACGAGAAGCAGCUGCACACGUUGCGGACGUGCUACUCGGCCAACCCGCGACCGGACGCCCUCAUGAAGGAACAACUGGUCGAGAUGACCGGACUUAGCCCGCGGGUCAUACGUGUGUGGUUCCAAAAUAAACGGUGCAAGGACAAGAAACGCGCCAUCGCACUCAAACAGCAAAUACAACAAGACAAAGAUGGUAGAAAAAUGGGCUACGGUAGCAUGCAGGGUAUACCAAUGGUAGCGUCGAGCCCGGUGCGGCACGACAGUCCGCUGGGCAUGAACCAGAUCGAUGUGCAGAGUUUCCAGCCACCAUGGAAGGCGCUGUCCGAGUUUGCGUUACAUUCGGACCUCGACCGGGUGGACACAAGUCAACCUCAUUUCCAGCAGCUCGUCAAUCAGAUGCACGGUUACGACAUUCACGGUCCUCCGCCACCCAUGACCAGGUUGGACAUAGACCCGGGUCCCGUGGACAUGAUGCAUCCGGAUUCAACCGACUCGUUCGUCACGUACCUAGAGAGCGACGACAGCCUUCACAAUGACACGUCGAGUCCCUAAUGCCAUCGCCGACACGUCUUCGCCACUGUCACGGGUCCGCAUGACUACCCGUACCUACUUUUCUUGGCACACCUAUUAUAUAUUAUUAUCUUUAAUUUGUUUCUAUAUUUGUUAUACGUAUUUUCUUCAUCCUCUUGUCAUGUUUACCUACCCCGCUCCCCAAUAACGACGUUAUGUAUAAACGCGUGGUGAACCCUUCACCGUCAUAAUAAUUAUAAUAAUAAUGAUAUAAUGAUUAAUGAACAAUAAUAAUAAUAAUGAUAAUUAUAAUAUUGUAAUUAUAAUAUAUAUUAUAUUAUAAAAAUAUAAGAAUGGAGUGUAUAUAUAUAUAUAUAUAUUUAUAUAUUAUAUAUUGUAUUAUAUAUCUUUGUAAACCAAAUAAUCUAAGAAAACGACGAGCAGCCGAGAAAUCUCCGGAUAUCAGCAGCGGUCGUUGCGGGAGGGCUGUCUGUGUUGCUGUCGCGCGCUUCAUUAUUGUGUGUAAUAUUUGUUGUACGUUUCGUGUAAAUAUAAUAUUAUAAUGAAAGAAAUUCAUUAGAUUUUUAUUAAUCAAAAUGUUUAUUUGUUUUUUUUUUGUUUUUGUUCGUUUUUUUUUAAUGUCACUAAUCUUGUUAGUGCGAUUGGCUAAUUUGUUUAUACUUAAACCGAUUAAAAACAUAUUAUGAACAUGAAUUAUUUUCCUUUGGUGUCGAUUCAGUAUUCGUAUAUAAUUAUAUAUGUUCGUAUAUAUAUAUAUAUAUAUAUAUCAUGCAUAAA
Messenger RNA from Metopolophium dirhodum (rose-grain aphid), 2608 nucleotides. Its product is annotated as insulin gene enhancer protein isl-1-like. Gene Ontology annotation, biological process: neuron fate specification; positive regulation of transcription by RNA polymerase II; axonogenesis. Gene Ontology annotation, cellular component: nucleus. Bases 365 to 1852 code for a protein of 495 amino acids. Gene Ontology annotation, molecular function: cis-regulatory region sequence-specific DNA binding; DNA-binding transcription factor activity, RNA polymerase II-specific. NCBI's taxonomy places the organism in Eukaryota, Metazoa, Arthropoda, Insecta, Hemiptera, Aphididae. The record is from RefSeq and is a predicted model, not a curated record. The transcript has 8 exons.